AAGAAGGUGGAGCGGUCGAGACUUGCUCUACUAAGAUCUCUAAGCUCUCCUUUCAAAACAUCUCACUAUCCAUUUUCAGUUCAAGCCUCCAAAACCGAGCUGGUAGUUCUAGUUUUUCUCCUCUAAGCACAAGAGAGGAAAUUAGCCAGCUUUUUUUUCAAGCUUAAAGCAUUAGGAUUUGCAAGAAAGAGAGGUGCUGGGGGUGGUGUAAGGGGGAGAGAAAAACAUAAGAAAAAACAAAGUACAGAGAGAAGUUUAGUUCUGACAAUACAUAGGUUUCUUUCAAAGGGGGUGGCGUGGGGGGUGGGUUUUAGCCAAGUUAUGCGCUCAGGAGCUUGUACGGUCCAGCAGACCCUCACAGCAGAGGCUGCUUCAGCAUUGAAGCACUCUCUUAGCUUGGCAAGGAGGAGAGGCCAUGCUCAGGUCACUCCUUUGCAUGUAGCUGCAACCUUGCUGAGCUCAAGAACUAGUCUUUUGAGAAGGGCUUGUCUCAAAUCACAGCCUCAUCAAACUUCACAUCCUCUUCAAUGCAGAGCUCUUGAGCUUUGCUUUAAUGUUGCACUAAACAGACUUCCAACAACUCCUGUUCCUUUACUUCAUGGCCAGCCAUCUUUGUCCAAUGCUUUGAUUGCUGCCCUUAAAAGAGCUCAAGCACAUCAAAGAAGGGGUUGCAUAGAGCAGCAGCAGCAGCAGCAGCAGCAGCCUCUUUUGACUAUUAAGGUUGAGCUUGAACAGCUUAUAUUAUCCAUCUUAGAUGACCCUAGUGUUAGUAGGGUUAUGAGAGAGGCUGGGUUCUCUAGCACUUCCGUCAAAAACAAUAUAGAGGACUCUUCGGCUUCUUCUGUGUUUCAGUGUUAUAGUACUUCCGGUGGGGUUUUCUCUUCACCUUGUUCCCCUUCUGCUACUGAAACUCAAAAAGAGGUCAUUAACCCAACUACCUUUUGGCAAACCCAUUUCUUGAAUUACACUUCUGAGAAAAACCCAGUUCUUCUUUCACCACAGAAGAAAGUUUCAAGCAACUAUUUCACAGAUUCUGGUUCUGUGAAGGAAGAUAUCAAGUUGGUUUUGGAGGUUUUAUUGAGAAAGAAUGUUGUGAUAGUUGGUGACUGUGUACCUGUAACUGAAGGUCUUAUUGCAGAGUUGAUGGGAAGGUUAGAGAGAGGAGAGGUUCCAAUGGAAUUGAAGCAAACUCGGAUUAUUGAGUUCCAGUUUGCACCAGUUUCUUUGAGGUUCAUGAAGAAGGAAGAUGUUAAAAUGAAUCUCUCAGAACUGAAAAGAAAAGUGGAUUCUCUAGGUGAAAGUGGGGCCAUUAUCUAUACAGGGGACCUGAAAUGGGCUGUUGAAGAAACUGUCGGUAAUGGAGAGGUAUCUGGUUAUAGUCCAGUAGAUCAUUUAGUCACAGAAAUUGGCAGGCUACUAUCUGAAUAUAGUAGCUCAAACACAAAAGUAUGGUUAAUGGCCACUGCAAGUUAUCAAACAUACAUGAAGUGCCAGAUGAGACGACCAUCUAUUGAGAUUCAAUGGGCACUUCAAGCUGUCUCGGUUCCUUCAGGUGGACUUGGUUUGAGCCUCCAUGCAUCCAGCAUCUCCAAUAACCCAUCUCAUGUGCUGGAAACAAAGCCAUUCAUUAAUAAUGGCAAGGAGGAACAGGAUAAAUUCACUUGUUGUCAAGAAUGCACCUCUAAUUAUGAGAAAGAAGUUCAAUUGCUUAAAUCAGGACAGCAGAAACAUUUACUUCCUUGGCUUCAACCUCAAGGCACCAAUUCCAUUCAAAAGUUAAAUUUUCAGGAUGAAUUGGUUGAGUUGAGGAGAAAAUGGAACAGAUUGUGCCACAGCCUACACCACCAAGGAAGGCAAAGCAAUUUAAAUUCUACUUUAUUCAACAAUCAAAGCAUGCUUGGAAAAAACUACUCAUUUGCUUCAUCAUAUCCUUGGUGGCCAAGCCAAAACAGCUUCUUCCCAGAUUCAAAUUCAAUCUCCUUUGCCGAUUCAGCUUUGAAACCAAACUACAGCUCCAGUAAUGUGCCUAAAUUUAGAAGACAGCAAUCAUGCCAUAUUGAGUUCAACUUUGUUAAUGGUUUUCAAAAGAAUGAACCAGAGGAACCAAACUUGGAUUCUCUAAAGAAUUCUGAAGGCAAGGAAGUAAAGAUCACCCUUGCUCUUGGUAAUUCUUUGUUUUCUGAUAUAGGCAAACUGGAAAAAGGGAGAAGUGAUCAUUUGUGCAAACUACUGAAAGAGAAUGUCCCUUGGCAGUCUGAAAUUAUUCCUUCAAUAGUGGAUGCUUUGGUUGAAUCCAGGUCAACCGAAAAAGACACUUGGUUACUGAUUCAAGGGAAUGACACUCUUGGAAAAAGAAGAUUGGCACUUGCAAUUUCGGAGUCUGUAUUAGGCUCUGCUGAUUUGUUGCUACACUUGAACAUGAGGAAAAGAGAUAAUGAGGUGACCUCAUAUUCUGAAAUGCUUGCAAGAACCUUAAGAAACCAAGAAAAACUUGCAGUUUUUGUGGAAGAUGUAGAUUUGGCUGAUAUACAGUUCUUGAAAUUCCUUGCUGAUGGAUUUGAAACUGAAAGAUUUGGAGAAUCAAGUAAUAAAAGAGAGGGAAAUGGCAGCCAAGUAAUAUUUAUCUUGUCCAAGGGUGACUCCACCGUCUAUGAAGACAGGAAGAUGAAUGAUUCUGUUAUCAAGAUGACACUGAAGGUGAAUGAAACAAGAACUGCUAGUUUUGGAACACCCAACGUUGACCACAAGAGAAAAGCUGAGUGGGAGAUUUCAAGCAAGGCUAAUUCUCCAAGAGUCAAUGAAAAGGAAAAUGCUUAUUGGUGUCCUGAUGAAAAUGGAAACAAGAAGAAAAACUUCUCAAGACAGUCAAGUUUCAACACCCUUGAUCUCAACCUGAAGGCCGACGAAGACGAUGAAAGCAAGGGAAGACCGGGGGAAUUCAGCCUCAUUUCAAGUGAUCUGACUCGUGAGACCUCAUCCGAUCACCUUAGUCCAAAAGGACUUCUUGAUAUGAUCAAGAACCGUUUUGUAUUCGAUCGAAAUCAAGGUCGUGAUAGAGAAAUGACAGGGGUUUUGUCGUCCAAGAUCAAGAGAAAUUUUCAUGAGGUUUUUGGGGAUCAAAACGGGGUAUACUUUAGCAUUGAAGAGAGGGUAUUAGGGGAGGUAUUAGAAGGGUCAGGUACUUUUGUGAAUAGUCAGUUUGAGAAAUGGCUAAAAGACAUCUUUCAAACAAGCCUGAAAACAGUUAAAUUGGGAGGUAAAGAAGAAGGUAUAGGUGUUAGGCUUUGUUUUGGGUUUACAAGUGAUAGAGUUUUUGAGGAUGGUUUCAUGGGUACAUGUCUCCCUAAGAAAAUCCAGGUUUCUUUCACGGACUGACUGCCUAGCUAGUCUCUUCUGUAAAAUCCAUCACCAAAUGACAUUGGAUCACAAUGUCCCUGUGUAACUGCUAAUCUUCAUAAUAGGAUGUGUUCUGUUUCUUUUUUUUCCCA
Populus nigra (black poplar) is the source of this 3488-nucleotide messenger RNA. RefSeq names its product protein SMAX1-LIKE 4. Bases 322 to 3375 code for a protein of 1017 amino acids. The record is from RefSeq and is a predicted model, not a curated record. The transcript is spliced from 3 exons. Lineage: Eukaryota; Viridiplantae; Streptophyta; Magnoliopsida; Malpighiales; Salicaceae.